AUGGCCACAACAAACAUUACAUCCUCAGCUAAUGGGAAGCAGAUGGUUGAAGUGAACGCCGAGAUUGGUCACCAUGCAGCAGUCCGUGGCACUCCAACGAAGGAGGGCUGUACGCAUGACUGGAUCGCCUACGUGAAAUUCGAUAGGAAUGAAAUUGUUGAGAAGGUCGAAUUCAUUCUUCAUCCUUCAUUCAAAAAUCCAAAAAGAGUGGUGAAAUCAGCUCCAUUUCAAGUUGUUGAAAGUGGUUACGGAGGAUUCAUGUUGAGAAUGAUCAUUUAUUUCAAGAUGAGCAAACUACGACAAACCAUUCCUUACGAUUACUAUCUGUUCCUAGGUGAAUCGAACAGAGUUUCUAACAAAGUCCUCGAAAGAUUUGCACUCCAGGGUCAAACUUCUAAGAGGGGAAGAGUUGCUACUAAGAGAAGGCCAGGCAGACCGAAGAAAAUGUCAUCUGAUGGCGAAUCUUUACAGUCCUCUCCGUAUUCAUCAUCGUCACUUCAGUCAUCAUCAUCGUCAAUAAAAUCCUCACCAUCAUCACUGUUUUCAUCAUCCUUACUAUUUUCCACGCAUUCUCCUUCAUCUUCACCGUUAACUCCGUCACCCCUUCAGUCAUCAUCUUCAUCCUCACUCGAAACAUCAUCUCCAUCCUCACUCGAAACAUCAUCUCCAUCCUCACUCGAAACAUCAUCUCCAUCCUCACUCGAAACAUCAUCUCCAUCCUCACGCGAAACAUCGCCAGCAUCAUCAUCAUCCUCAUCUCAGACAUCAUCAACUUUUUCAUCGUAUUCCAUCAACACGAGAAACAAAAAACGUAAAGCAUCUGAUGAAUAUUUUGAGUUCCAGCCACAGCAGACCUCCACUCCCAUGGACACCAUCAACAGCAGCAGGAUGAACACGAACGCAACAACCAACAGCAGCAUUUGCGGUUCACCUCCAGCUAAGAAACAAUUACAAUUCAGUACCUCAUUGGAUGGAUGUCGUAGAAUUUACGACGAUGAUGUCGUUGUUCCGACUAACGAGAUGAAAGAUCAACCACAACAACAACAGCAGCAACAACAACAAACAUCGGACGAAAACACCACCGCAAAAACUAACAUAGAGCCCAGAAUAGAAGAAUUAAUUGAAAUUCAAAAGAUGAUAACCUCAUUAACGAACGUGAGAUUAUUAAAGAAGGUCAUCGCAAUAAUUAAACAAUCAGGGUACCUAGUGGUCAACAAUGACACAGUCGAUUUUGACCUCGUUCAAAUGGAUGACCAUACAAUCGGAGACAUCAAAAAAUGCCUCAACAUGUAA
This is a messenger RNA of Helobdella robusta, 1293 nucleotides long. RefSeq lists its product as hypothetical. The record is from RefSeq and is a predicted model, not a curated record. Lineage: Eukaryota; Metazoa; Annelida; Clitellata; Rhynchobdellida; Glossiphoniidae. Gene Ontology annotation, cellular component: super elongation complex. Bases 1 to 1293 code for a protein of 430 amino acids. Gene Ontology annotation, biological process: regulation of DNA-templated transcription. The transcript has 3 exons.